Messenger RNA from Macadamia integrifolia, 1889 nucleotides. Its product is annotated as rhodanese-like domain-containing protein 4, chloroplastic. The transcript has 8 exons. Bases 211 to 1491 code for a protein of 426 amino acids. The record is from RefSeq and is a predicted model, not a curated record. Lineage: Eukaryota; Viridiplantae; Streptophyta; Magnoliopsida; Proteales; Proteaceae.
UCCAUGUCAGCUCCUGCUUCCACUCCAACCCUCUGCCCAAUUGUCCCAACCAUCCCUGAAACAAAGCUCUCCAUCCUCCAACCUUGCCAAAAAAAAAUCAAAAAUAGAGGAAACAAGGAAUUUCAAGACCUUCAGUUCUCACAGGAAUGGAAGCUUUUCUGUCAAUAUCUUGAGAGCUUGGAUCAAUUUCUUGUGGUAUAGAAUUAUGCCAUGGAGAUCCUCAAUGCAGCAUGUCUGAAUACAGUUUCAGUUCUUUCUGAUAGGAGGACAGAACCCGGGAAGAUUUGUUCACUUCCUCCAAGAUCGACAGCUAAAUUCUCUAAGUCUGUUAAUUUGGGUUGUUUCCCAUCAAAAUUUUCAGAAGUUCUAUCAAGGAAUUUCAGUGGGAGCUUAGUGGUUCUUUCUUCUGUUUUUAGCAGCGGACUUGCAAGAGCUCUCUCAUAUGAGGAGGCUCUGGAGCAAUCAACGGGAUCAUCUACAUCAAAGAAUGGUUCUGAUUUUGACGUGGGUGCUUUAGUUGAUGGGGUUGUUAGUUUUGCAGUAGAAAACCCAGCAAUUAUUGUUGGUGGAGCCACCAUUUUAGCUCUUCCACUAGUUUUAUCUCAGGUUCUGAAGAAACCCAAGCCUUGGGGUGUUGAGUCUGCAAAGAAUGCUUAUGCCAAAUUGGCAGAAGAUGUUGAAGCUCAAUUGCUUGAUAUAAGGUCCCCUGUAGAAUUUCGGGAAGUGGGUAGCCCAGAUAUUCGAGGAUUGAAGAAGAAACCUCUGUCGAUUGCAUAUAAUGGUCAAGACAAGCUGGGGUUCUUGAAGAAGUUGAGCUUGAAGUUCAAAGAACCAGAAAAUACUACAUUGAUUAUUCUAGACAAGUUUGAUGGGAGUUCUGAAUUGGUUGCCGAAUUGGUCACUGCAAACGGUUUCAAAGCUGCUUAUGCAAUUAAAGAUGGUGCAGAUGGAACCCGAGGAUGGCUGAAUAGUGGACUACCGUGGAUACCACCAAAUAAAACUCUGAGCCUUGAUUUUAGCAACUUGACAGAGGCAAUAAGUGGUACACUUGGAGAAAGUUCUGACACUUUGCCUGUUACCUUUGGGAUAGCUGUGGCAACUGGAUUAGGUUUAUUGGCAUUUACAGAGAUAGAAACAAUACUUCAAGUUUUGGGUUCAGCUGCACUGCUUCAACUUGUUAGCAAGAAACUCCUAUUUGCUGAAGAUCGGAGGGAAACACUGCAACAGGUUGAUGAGUUCUUGAACACCAAGGUUGCUCCCAAAGAGCUUGUUGGUGAUAUUAAGCAAAUUGGGAAGUCUCUUCUACCAGCACCCAAGGAGGGGAGCCCAAAUUCAGAGCCAGAAGUUGAAAUUGCAGCUGCAGAUCCUGUGCCGCAGAUAAAUUCAGUCCCCAAACCAGAAUCAGUUCCAGGACUGCGAAAAUCAUUGUCUCCAUUUCCAUCUUAUCCAGAUUUCAAACCUCCAACAUCUCCUUCGCCGUCACAGCCAUGAAUCUCAUCAUAGGGUGAGAUCCACAGAUUUACUUUCGCAACAGGCGACACUCUCGCAGAAAACAUGGAAAGCUACCCAGCAAGUUAUACCAUUUGCACUCCUGCUCUAGGAGUUCUUUUAGAGCUUAUUGAAAAUUGUAGACUUAAGGAUGAAUUACAAGAGUAUUGUGAGUCGUUUAAUUCCUGGUUUGCAAGAAUUUUUCCUGUUCUUUCAUCGGCAAUUUUACUGUUUCCAAACUAUAUUUUGUUCAUUUCCUGUUGGUAUAAAUGUUGGAUGUUGUGUAUCAAUAAUGCCUGUAGAAUCUGCUGCUUGUAUGACUGGUUGGAUGCAAUUAUACCUACUUCUUGUAAACAGUAUAAUAUAAAGACUAUUAUGAGAGAAGCAUGAAUUUUGGAUCC